This is a messenger RNA of Lactuca virosa, 1136 nucleotides long. Lineage: Eukaryota; Viridiplantae; Streptophyta; Magnoliopsida; Asterales; Asteraceae. The record is from the annotation of a GenBank genome assembly.
AUGUAUAAGUCUGAAAUAGAAACAUCUUCGACUGAAUCUGCCACAAAUGCUUCUUCCUCGCAACAUCUUGAAAUAGAAACAAGUUAUAUGUCAAACGACACAUCAAGAUUGGUAAAGAAGAAAAAGACGAGCACAAAGGCAUUAGUGAAGCGUCUACUAGGCGUUGUGGCUGACUUAAGUUCUAAAGUAGACCGUAUAUUACAGAAAAAAGAUGAACCAGACAAAAAUGUUGAACCAGACAGAGGGUUUCGAGAGGAGGAGGAGGUGGAGGAGGAGGAAGAGAUGAUAAAUGAAGAGGAGGAAGAAAAAUAUUACCAGGAUACACAUUUUGACUAUGAUGAUAUAGUUGCAAUCCACACCAAAAUUGAAGAAAAUCACCAAAGCAAAGAAAAAAAAGUAGUGAAGAGUCCUGAAAAAGCAAAUGAAGACAUUGUGAAUGAAGAGAGUAAUGAUGUUUCAAAUUAUCUCCUGCUCGACAAUGUUGAAGCUGCCAGUACGUUAAGUUUUGGAGAGAAUGGAAUACGAUCUCUUCCAACCUAAACACUAAACAUAGGCUGCAUAUGCUCACACUGGAUGUGGAGUUUUGGUCGAGGUUACUUGCAGUUACUGACGCUGGGUGGUUAAUUUCUUCGGUAAUAUUCGUUAAAGAUAAUUUUUAAUUACAUUUUUAGACGAUAAUUUAUAUAAAAAACUGUAACAUUUUUAUCUUAAAAUGUACAACAUAUUGCGAUAUGGAGUGCCUUGCUCAUGGAAAGACGGUCGGCGAACGCAAGGUGGACGAUAUUCCCUCAAGAACUUAAUUUGCAAAACGGAAAAACAUAUUUUCUUAGGAAUAUAGCAAAUGGUGUCGGAGGCCAUCCUAAAUGGAAGGAUGUGUAUAUGGUUAGUUAAGUUUAUUAAUUAUUUUAUUUAUAUAGGAACUGAAUUAAUGACUAUUAAAAAAAAUUGUUUGUAGGUUCUAUUCCCCAUAAACGUUCCUCAUGCCCAUUGGUUUUUGGCAGUGCUACAUUUAGAUAUUUGCAAAGUACACAUUUAUGACUCAACACGAUGUAUGAAUUACUUCACAACAUACUUAACUGGUGGAGAAUUCAAAAGUUUUGGGGAUAGUAUAAUCGAAGAGCUAGAUGAGUUACUUC